AUGGAGGACAGACGCCUCACGACCCAGGACUUCGAUGCAAACCGAGGCAAGCGCGAAGUACAGUUGCCAUGCGGCCACAACAUCGCGCUCCAGAAGCCAGAUGGUGCACGACUAGCGAGUAAAGGCUGCCUUGAUAUGACCUGCCCAGUCCGCAGCGAGGAGAUCCGGCAGAAGUCUGACCGUGACGAAGCGCGGUCUUUCGAGCAAGACGCCGAGCUAUUCGAUGCAGUACCUAUGGCAGACGGCUGGGCUGAGCUCGGCUGGGACGAUUUGUCCGAUGCUAUUGUUACAUUCGACAUUCUCGCCCUGAAGAGAGCCCUUCGUGGCGCAGCCGAGCACCUGAAAGCCCGAGCACUCGUAGCACCAUAG
Molecule: messenger RNA, 369 nt
Organism: Lecanosticta acicola
Lineage: Eukaryota; Fungi; Ascomycota; Dothideomycetes; Mycosphaerellales; Mycosphaerellaceae
Source: the annotation of a GenBank genome assembly